GCAGGUGGGGCGGGAGCGGCACCGGCAGCGGGCGGUGCGGCUGUGCCCGGCCCUCCCCGGCCCGGCCCGCGCUGGCCCCGCGCCCGGCGGGGCUGUGGCGGCGGACGAGCCGCGCUCCGCGCCCGCCUCCCUCGCGAGCGGCGCCGGGCGGGCGGCGAUGGACGGGCAGCCCCCGGCGGGCCCCGCCGCGCCGCGCUGGGGGCGGCGAGCGACCCCCCGCCCGCAGCCGCUCGCCUGGAGCAAGCCGCGGCCGCAGUCGUACCAGAGCCCCAGCGGAGUGCUCGUCACCGACUUCCCCGUGGAGGACAGGUGCGCCUUCUCCGUGACUCGGCCCGGCAGCCCCGCCAUGGGCUCGGUGUCCAACGGGACCGUGCGGCCGCCGGGCUCCCCCGCGCUGCCCCCGGAGCGGCGCUCCCGCGUGCUCGCCCUGGCUCCGGACAGCCCCGUCGGUUCGACCGCCAACGGCACCGUCUCCCCGCCGGGCAGCGCGCAGGGCCGCCGGCCGCCCAGGACCGCGGGGCUGCCCGCGCUGGCCCCGCAGCAGGAGCGGAUCGUGUUCGGAGCCAGCCCUCCGCCCGCACCGUGCCCCCGGGCUGCCGGGCCCCCGGAGGAGCCGGGGGGGUCCCCCGGGCGCGGCCGGGCUGCCGGGCCCCCGGAGGAGCCGGGGGGGUCCCCCGGGCGCGGCCGGGCUGCCGGGCCCCCGGAGGAGCCGGGGGGGUCCCCCGGGCGCGGGCCGGCGGCGGGGCCGGGCGCGGAGCCCCCCGCGCUGCUGAGCACGCACAGCCCCGCGGCGCGCAGGGUGGGCUCGCAGCAGCUGAUCCCCCGCAGCCUGGCCGAGAGCCGGCCCGCGGGCCGCGCCCAGGGCCACGAGCGGGGCCUCAAGGUGCGCAGCCUGGUGGAGACCCCCCGGCUGCCCCUGGGCAGCGACCCCGAGGACGAGCCCGAGGGCGGCCCGGGCGCGCUGCGGCGCGGGCUGCGCUCCACGUCCUACCGCCGGGCCGUGGUGAGCGGCGUGGACCUGGACGGCUCCGCCAACUGCAAGAAGAAAAACAGAAUGUCCCAGCCCAUCCUGAAAGCGGUGGUUGAAGAUAAAGAGAAGUUCUCGAGCCUGGGGAGGAUAAAGAAGAUGCUGAAAGGACAAGGGACGUUCGAUGGGGAAGAAAAUGCUGUAUUAUAUCAGAACUAUAAGGAAAAAGCUCUGGACAUAGAUUCUGAUGAAGAGUCUGAGCCCCAAGAGCAGAAGUUGGAUGACAAGGUUGUUUUCCACUAUAAGCCUCUGAGGUCGACGUGGAGCCAGCUCUCUGUGGUGAAGAAGAAUGGCCUGUCAGAAGCCAUCAGCCAGGAGGAGAGGAAGAGACAGGAGGCAAUAUUUGAGGUGAUAUCUUCUGAGCACUCCUAUUUGCUGAGCCUGGAGAUUCUGAUCCGGAUGUUUAAAAAUUCCAGGGAACUGAGCCUCACAAUGACCAAAACAGAGAGCCACCACCUCUUCUCCAACAUCACGGAUGUUUAUGAAGCAAGCAAAAAGUUCUUUGAAGAACUGGAGGCCAGGCACCAGAACAACAUUUUCAUCGAGGACAUCAGCGACAUCGUGGCGAGGCACGCGGGCUCCACCUUCGACCCCUACGUGAAGUACUGCACCAACGAGGUGUACCAGCAGCGCACCCUGCAGAGACUGCUAGCCACAAACCCAGCGUUUAAGGAGGUGCUGUCCCGGAUCGAGUCCCACGAGGACUGCCGGAACUUACCCAUGAUCUCCUUCCUCAUCCUCCCCAUGCAGAGGGUCACGCGUCUGCCCUUGCUGAUGGAUACUAUUUGCCAGAAAACCCCCAAGGAUUCAGCAAAAUACGAGAACUGCAAGCAGGCUCUGAAAGAAGUCAGCAAGCUCGUGCGUCUGUGCAACGAGGGCGCCCGCAAGAUGGAGAGGACGGAGAUGAUGUACACGAUUAACUCCCAGCUGGAAUUCAAAAUCAAGCCGUUUCCAUUGGUUUCCUCUUCACGGUGGUUGGUGAAAAGGGGUGAAUUAACAGCAUAUGUAGAAGACACUGGACUUUUUUCCAAAAGAACCUCUAAGCAGCAGGUGUACUUCUUCCUCUUCAAUGAUGUCCUCAUCAUCACCAAGAAGAAGAGUGAGGAGAGCUACAACGUCACCGAGUACUCGCUGCGGGAGCAGCUGCUGGUGCUGCCCUGUGACGGGGAGGAGCCCGGCUCCUCUCCUGCCAAGAACGCGGCGGGGAUGCUCCACUCGGGCCGGAAUUCUGCAUCCCACCUCUUCAGGCUCGUGCUCCUCAGCAACCACGCCGGGGACAGGGUGGAGAUGCUCCUGGGAGCAGAGACACAGAGUGACAGAGCCCGCUGGAUCACGGCGCUGCGCCAGGACAGCGAGGGGCACCACACGGACAGGACCACACUGGCCCAGGUGGAGAUCAUCAGGACGUACACAGCCAAGCAGGCCGAUGAGCUCUCUCUCCAAGUCGCUGAUGUCGUUUUGGUUUAUCAAAAAGUGAAUGACGGCUGGUACGAGGGGGAGCGGCUGCGGGACGGCCAGAGGGGCUGGUUCCCCUCGGAGUGUGCCAAGGAGAUCACCUGCAGGGCCACCCUGGACAAGAACAUGGAGCGCAUGGGGCGCCUGCUGGGGCUGGAAACCAACGUGUAGCCGUGUCCUCGCCCCGCUGGGGGCUGCUCCGGCUGGGACAGGGGACAGCAGAGCCACAGCCCAGCAGCAGCACGCUGGACACUCGCCAUCCCUGCUCUGACAGCUCCGAGCCAAGCCCUGGCCCAGCGGCAGCACCUUGCAGCAGUGGCUCGGGCGCUCUCGCGGCUCCUGCCUCGCUGCCUCCUUACGCUCUCGCUGCGUCUGGUUGUGAGCAUCUGAAAUUGUUUUCAGCAGCAGGACUCUGCAGGGGCCCGGGGCUCCUGGCCCUGGUGCUGAUCAGCAGUGCUGAGUGUCCCGCUCCUGAGGAGCUGCAGCCCCAGAGCCUGUCUUACAGGACACCUGCCCUCGUGCCAGCACCCGCGUGGCACUGAACUCGAGUGCCCAGCUCUGGACUCUGUAAAGGCUGACCUACCUCUCCAGGGCAGGCCCAGGGGUGGCCCUGGCCUGGCCCGGGCAGAGCUGGCACCCCGCACGAGACUCUGCAGCUCUGCCUCCGUGAGGCUGCUCAGACUGCUCCACCUUCUGCUGUGGGCAAAGGACUGCUGCAGGCCAGAAACAGGUACCCCGUGCGGCGUGGGUGCUGCUGCUCCACGCUGGCACGGGCAUGUGCUGCAGAGGAGCUGCUGAGCUGGGGCAGUUGUUUCUGGUUUCCUCAGUGGCUGCUGAGCUCUUGCACUUGACAAAGUGCUUCAGAACAGUGGUGAUGAGAUGAAAUGCACUCGCUGCUCUGGGAACAAACGCACUCGUGGCUGAGCAGAGUUCAGGGCAGGUGAGAGGUGUGAGAGUGUGUAUGGGAAAAACCCUCCCUUUUAAGGACCAGCUGCUGCGUCAGCAGUGUAGAAACGAGGGGACAACUUGUACUACCAAGGCUUUCCUGCUGUUGCCUUCCCCAGCCUCUGCCGGUUUCUGUCCUGCACGCUGCUGAUUUGAGGGGUGAGUGAACUGAGUGUUUGUGGAGAUGCGUAGCUCUAAUAAUUUAAACUACGUUAGGAAGGCAGUAAUUUUGUACAAAAAUACUUACCAGAACAGUGUGACAGUGGUUAUACAGCCUUGCAAAUUAAUUUAUAAGUGGACUGAUAAAAUAGUAAUGAGAGAAACUGUAAAUUGAACAAAGACUUAUUUAACAUAGUAAAAACACUGCUACUGUUUUAACAAAUUUUACUGUAUACAUGUGGAUGUUUAACACAUAACUGAAUGUAUAAAUCCAGGCAUUAAUUUUAUUCAGAUUUUUUUUAAUACACUGUAUAUAUUUUUCAUACCUAGUUUUUCCAAAAAUGCUGCAAUGUUUUGUAAAGACAUUUUUCAUUUUUCCUAUUGUUGGACACAGUUCUUCAGGAAUUAAAAGACUUCUGUGAUUUUACAGGACAACAAUCAAUAAAGUGCUUUUUAAAUCCUUACUAAAAAAAGUUUUGAUUUUGUUUUAAAUGCCAUAAAGUCACCAAUUGAUAAUGUCAUUUUUGUCAGAGAAAGUAAAUCUCUUCAGUAAGCAUUGGCAUUUUAGAUUUUCCUGUUCUGUAAAGAUAAAUAGCACAAUCUUGUGUCCUACCUCAUCUGCCAUAGAUGCCAUGUACCUGUUGGACUUGGAGCAAGGGCAGGAGCAGCAUCUCAUUGCUGAGACACCAUUAAGAGGGAGAAGGGAAAAGUCUUCAGUUCUCUCUGCUUCUUGUAGUCUGGCACAGUUCAGCUGGAAGGGACCUACAGCCCAGUGCAGUCCAGCCCCUCAGGGCUGAGCCGGCAUUAAAUCCUGUUCUGUUUUUAAACAGCCUCAGAGCUGGGGCAUCACCACCUCUCCAGGGCCUGUUCCGGGCUCUGUCCAUGCCCCCAGUGAAGCUCUGCUGCCUUGUGUCCAGUCCAAAGCCAGCUUUAGCUGUUAACUCCCCAGCCUCCCGUCCCUGGAGCCCAGGGCAGGGAGCUCAGCCACUCCACACUAUUUUCAUUAGCAAAAGGAAGUCAUUUUCAGCACUGAUUCUCUAUUAGCACUGCUGUUGCGAAGGAAAUAAUCUGAGAACUCAGGCCCUGCACUUGGAACACACAGACACACACUCUCCUUUAACUGGAGGUGGGCUUUACACCGCUACUGCCUUUGUCACUGGGAGCCCAGCAGUGACAGAAGUUUGUUCCUGUAACACCAGCUCGUUUCUGAGGCCAUGGAAUGCGUGUCCCCUUCCUCCUGUAACUGCCCUCAUCAGGAAGCAAGUUGCCAAUGAAAGGCUCGCAGUUGCCCAGAUGAAAUCUCCAAGUGAGUCCUGGUGCUCUGUGCCUGGUGGCUCCACAGGGGCACCUGCUCAGAAACCCACCUGAGCCGAGCCUGGCCCGGCCCCUCUGCAGUCACUGCACCCCUAAGAACAGCUUCUGGUGCUGGCUGCUGCUGCGUGCCAGCCCUGCAACACAACAGCCUCUGCAUCUGCUGAACUUCAACAAACGCUGUAAUGCAGUGCUGUUCGUGACUGCCACGGCAAAGAGAACAUUUGUUUCCACCACACAAAGCUAAUUUGCUGAAAAUAAAAAGGUAAAAAAAGCACGACUUUAGUAACACAUGCUCAGAAUGCACCAUCUGCUCAGCAGCACGCUCACGCGCACAUACCUGAAAUCCUGGAUCCACAAAAUACAUUCACUAAAGUUCUGGGGCUUCCCAGGUGUAUUUUGUUUCUAAAAUAACACACAUAGGCAAAUCAAGUGGAUAGAACACAAGUGUUGGAAAUAAACAGUAAAUCUUGGCACUAAGGCUGAGGAACUCCAAGGCUUUUUCUGCUGUCAUCUGCAAAUGAUUUUCAAAGGCUGUACCAAAACUUCAUCAUUUAGGCAAACUGGAGAUAACAUGAAGGGCAGGCAGAAUUUACUACUUCACUGAACUGCUACAUUCCACAAGCCAGAGUUCUAGAAGGUGCUGGAAACUAAGACAGAAGCAGACUUCGUUAAGUACAACAUGACCUUGACCACUCUUUGUCUCGAGCUGGCCAUUUAAAAACCAAGUUAGAAACCUUCCAUCAGCACUACAUCUUCAUCAUCUAUAACCUGAUGCGGUGGUUUAAGCCUGGUGUGCAGCUCACCCCCAGCGUGGGACGGGGGAGAGACCCUAAGGGGCAAAGUGAGAGAAAUCAUGGGUUGGGAUAAAGACAGUUUAAAACAACAGCCAUAUGUGCAAGCAAAGCAAACCAAGGAAUUAAUUCCCCACCUGCUGAUGGGAGGUGGAAAUUGAGCCAGCCCCAGGACAGAUGGGCUCCAUGCACAGAAUGGGGACCUGCGAGGACAAACGACAUCACUCCAGACAUCCCCCGCUCCUUCCCUGCUUCACCCGGAGCACCGUGGCCUGGGACAUGCCAGGGGCAGCGGGCCAGCUGUCCUGGCCGUGCCCCAGCCCCUGCACAGCCCUGGCCCCCUUGCUGGCCACCGCAGACCCUGGGCUUGCUCAGCCACACCUGGAAUAACACAAUUUACAUCACAAACCCAAACACUGCACCACACACCGAGCACAGAAAAGUGACUCUAAGCCAACACCCCUAACAUCUGUGCUCAUUUGCAAACUCUGAAGAACACAGAAGUUUCUGGUACCUUUCUGCAUAAAGGAGUAUGUUAGGCUGUGUGCUUUAAGCACUGUGAAGAAGUACAGCAAUAUCACUGUUUACACUUCAGUCACUUCCUACAAGUGUGACCCCCUGAGUUUCUUCUGGGAGUGGCCCUUGUGCCACUGCUGACCUGAGCCUCCACAAUGUGGGGUUUGAAGGAACUCAUCUUCAACCAGAACUGCCAUUCCUACCCAGCUUCCAUUUCCUUUUGCCCUCCUUUUGCAUUAUUAAUUUAAAAAUUAGAAUAAAUGAUGGCUAAGUACUGCAAACACCAUCAAAAAAAAAGAGAGAAUGCUGCAGGUGCAGCCUGUAUUUUCUUCAUUACAUUUUAUCCAGCUACACCAGUGACAGGCCUACAGCCAGCUUUUUCUCAAUAAAGCACCGAUUUGUGCCGCAGAGCGGCCGCCCUGCCCGGGCCCAGCGCCGCCCCUCAGGCCUGGGCGCCAUUUUGUUCCCUCCUUCGCCAGCGACGCCCUUUGUUUCCAGCACAGAAAUUCCUCACUACAAAUUAUUUCCUUCCCAUUUCCACACAGUUAUCAGUUAUUUAGACCCCUUUUCUCUCCCCUUUGAGUCCGGGGCUUACCUCCAGCAACGCUGUGGCCGCUGCCUCCUCGGAGCGGCUG
Motacilla alba alba is the source of this 6842-nucleotide messenger RNA. It is a transcript of the gene ARHGEF26, whose product is annotated as Rho guanine nucleotide exchange factor 26. The record is from RefSeq and is a predicted model, not a curated record. Bases 158 to 2653 code for a protein of 831 amino acids. Gene Ontology annotation, molecular function: guanyl-nucleotide exchange factor activity; protein binding. Gene Ontology annotation, biological process: activation of GTPase activity. The transcript is spliced from 14 exons. NCBI's taxonomy places the organism in Eukaryota, Metazoa, Chordata, Aves, Passeriformes, Motacillidae.